CGGCGCUGCCCCGUCUCAGGCAUGGUCGCCGCGCUGUAGGAGGGCUGGGAGCCGCGGCGAUGCCAGGCGAGGAGCCGCUGGAGGAGAGCGCUUGAGCUUGUCUGGGGAUACCUUCAGUGUGUGUGAAACGUAGCCAUGGUGUCAUGGAAAGGGAUAUACUUUGUACUUGCACUAUUCUUGGGAAGUUUUUUUGGAAGUAUAUUCAUGCUCGGUCCUUUUCUACCUUUGAUGUUUAUCUCGCCGGCCUGGUAUCGCUGGAUCACUGAUCGUGUUGUGGCCACUUGGCUCACGCUCCCAGUGGCCUUGCUGGAGAUGGUGUUUGGUGCCAAGGUGGUUGUCACUGGUGAUGGAUUUGUUCCUGGAGAAAGGAGUGUCAUUAUCAUGAACCAUCGCACACGAAUGGACUGGAUGUUCCUGUGGAACUGCCUGCUGCGAUACAGCUACCUCAGACUUGAAAAAAUCUGUCUCAAAUCCAGUCUCAAAAGCAUUCCGGGAUUUGGCUGGGCGAUGCAGGUUGCUGCCUUUGUUUUCAUUCAGAGAAAGUGGGAAGAUGACAAGAGUCACUUUGAAAAAAUGCUGGAUUAUUUCUGUGACAUUCAUGAACCACUACAACUCCUCAUCUUUCCAGAAGGAACUGAUCUCACAGCCAAUACCAAAGCCCGCAGUAAUGAAUUCGCUGAAAAGAACGGACUUCAAAAAUACGAGUACGUCUUACACCCGCGAACUACUGGAUUCACUUUUGUGGUGGAGCGUCUAAGGGAAGGUGACAAUCUCGAUGCUAUCCAUGACAUAACUGUGGCAUACCCCCAAAACAUUCCUCAGACGGAGAAGCACCUUUUGAAUGGAAACUUCCCAAAGGAGAUUCACUUCCACGUCCAGAGAUAUCCCAUAGAGACAGUGCCCACUUCUAAGGAGGAGCUGCAGCUUUGGUGCCGGAAGCGUUGGGAAGAGAAAGAGGAGAGGCUCCAACACUUCUAUGAAGGUGGAAAAUGCUUCAGUGCUUCAGGGCAAAGCAUUGUUCCACCGUGUAAAUCUGAGCUCAGGGUCCUCGUGGUUAAGUGCAUCUCGCUCCUGUAUUGGACGGUGUUCCCACUGGGUAUGCUUGCACUGCUGUACCUGUACAGCUUCGCACGAUGGUAUUUUGCAGCCAUGAUCAUCUUUUUUGUUGUGCAGCAAAAGAUAUUUGGUGGGCUGGAACUAAUUGAACUCUCUUGUCAUCGAUACUUUAAAAAGCAACAGAAAUUUCACGACACGAAAAUAAAAACCGACUAGUUCUGGGGUAGAGAAAGACGUAAAAAUGGGUGGGUUUGAGAUGUCCUGCAAAUUUUACGCACAGGGAAGAAUUUUUGCAUGAGAACUGUCUUUUACUAUCGCCAUUGUUAGACAUUUGCACUUGAUUCUGUGAAGAGAAAGAAAAAUGUUAGUUAUUGCUACAUGUGAAAAUGGUAGUUUUUAUCUCUGAAUGUAAUUUCAACAUUGCUCUUGCAAGCAGCUAGCAACUGCAUUCUGCUGUAAUUAAGAAACAAAUUGCUGGGUUAUUGAACAAUCGUAAGGACGUUAAUAAAUGUGACACGAACUGAACUUUCAUAUGGAAACCCAAACUGUCCAGCUAAGAGAGACAGAUGGCUAAUCACAUUGUCAUAAAGUGAGCACCGGAUUUGGAAGGCUGGUAAGUCUUUAACGAUGUUUUGGUGGUAGGUGGAAGUUGGAGGAGAAGUUGUUCAGUUUCUUUUUUCUAUUUCAGUAUUCAAGCUUAUUUUAAAAUAAUGUUUUCAUGUAAGCUUUUCCAAACACUACUGAACUUACCACUAUUCAACCAGUCUGGCUUGGUCACUCAGAAGGAUUUUUAAGCCUUGCAGUCUUGUGUUGUAGUACAGAAAACAGUGCUGGCUCUGCCUCCAUUUAAGUCUUAACUGAUUAUUUAGUAGACCUAUGCAGCUAAGUUUUGAUUUCUCACUGUUUCAUACUGUUUCGGUCUCCCUGUUAGCUGUGGGAGACUUGUUCCUACUGUAGUAUACAGAGCUGCAGGAUAGGGGAGCUAGUUUUUUGUUGUUUUAUUGGUGUUUUUUUCUCUAGAGGCAAAAAAUAAGUGUCUGUCUGAGUAUCUGGCAAAUGUUUUUCAGAAAGGUCACCUUUAGACAUUACUUGAUUGAAAACAUUUUAUUUAUUUUUCAGAGUAGGCAAGAUAUCUUUUUUUUCUGAAGCAUUUAUUUUGGUUUUUACAUUGCUUCCUUAGGCAUUUCAAGUGUCCGUAUAGAUAAGCAGGAAGACUGCUUGUUCCAUGCAUGUCAGCCAGACCUGUUGAAAUGCAUCUGAUGCAAUGGUUGUCUCCUUAAAGGUACAAGAGAUGGGUUUCAGACCUACCACAGCACAGGGAAAUUGAGCUACAUCUUCCCUUUGCAGUAUUCUCUUUGGUUGCCUGAUGACAUCAUUGCAUUUCCAACCUCCUUCGCAAUUUUUGGGGGUUCUUUUGGGGCUCCUCCUUUAACACUUUCCCUUUAUUUUAUGACAUUCAGAAAAUCUGAAGGCUUAAACUCAGACAAGGCACUUUCAAAUGUAUUCCUUGUCAUAUAUAACACAAGCAAUGUUCAUGCUCAUAUAGUAAGAGACGUAAACAUUGCCAGCAUUUAGGAGACUCUUCAGGUUAGAUUUGUUUGUCAACCUCAAGAAUGUUAGACCACUUGAUCAACUGUAUUGCUGCAAAACCUUCCUGACUUACUAACUAUUUGUUGUUUAUCGCAUGAAGGCACGUUUGAGCUAAACCGAGAUGGCCUGGCUCCAUACGUUGAGUGGCAUUGCCACGAGAUGUAAAAGUACAGAGUGCAAAAUGUGUCUUGUACUGUGCUGAAUAUCUCAAGCAUUGGGUCGGCAUGGUAGACAUAUCUGUUUUCUUCUAACUUACAACACUAAACAUGUUGUCUAAUGUGUUUGUAUCAAAGGCCAUUUUUUGAAUGAAUCACCAGCCUCUAUUCAACUGUCCCUUGCAAGGUGACAGGUAUUUUUUAAUCUAUGCUUAUAAUAACUAAUUGUUUAUUAUGCAGAAAGUACUUGAAGCCAUCCAUUUUACUCUAAUUUUUUUAAUCCCUUUUUCCUUAAAAAUAAAUAAAACUAGGUUUAUAUUUAGGGUUAUGUUUCUUAAUGAUUUUUUCAUAUUUCUAUCUGAGUACCUGAAGACUGACAACUGGUGUUUCAUUGUCACGAGUGGAAAGAGGUCCUGUCUGUACUAUGAGGACUUUUUUUAACCUAAUUCUGUGAUAUCAAAGGCGUGGUUGCAGCUUAUAUCUACAUAGCCUGGCUUUUCUUCAUGUAAUACUCUGCUUUGGUGCAGUUCCCUGCACAACCAGGUAACUGGCCGCAAGAGAGAACCUUAAAAACCUCAUUUAUGGUUAAUGCAGAGGAGAACUAAAGGGUUCUUCUAGCCCGUCCUGAGCCACGGCUGUGCUUUCACACCAGGAGUAACCAUGGCCAGCCUACUCCAAUAGCCUUAACAUAGUCUUCAGGAAUGACUCCAGAGGACAGGUUAUAUAUGUUGGUGACAUAAAUACCAGCUACGCUUUUGUCAGUCGUUCAGGGAACUUUGUGGUGUCAUCAAAUGUGUCAGAAACAUCAGUGUGAGUCUUGGUCGUGGAGCAGUGAAAGAUUUACGUCUGUGUGUGAUUAGAGUUGGGCUGUGAAAAUGAAAUAAGAUGCAAACCAUCGUUGACCCUUACAAGGGGUUUUCUCCCAGCUGGAGCCAAACGCAUAACCUACUGUAACGUGGUAAACAUCCUGCAAAACUGUAAUUUGUCCUCCUCUCUCAUGUAUUUGGAUUGAAGAGAAGGAAUAAUCUUCUUGUCAGCUGCUAAUGUCACAUUUGCAGUGCCUGACUCUGAUGUGGGGCGGCACAUGGUAAGUGAAGAAUCCUUCUCUCACAGGGAAGGGUGUUGGCUUUGUGACUGACGUAAAUGUUCAGAUUAUGAGCAUCAUUUUCCAGCUCAAUUAGAAAUGCAAGAUAGGGGAAAAAAAUGGAAUAAAAAGAAAAAGCUUUGUGGAUAUAGAAGCUUCUUUGUUUAAAAAGUGGUUAAGGAACUGGGGGAAGAUCUUUCUGUGAAUGCUUUUUUUUUUCCUCUUUGGUCAAAAUGUAGCUUUUUACUCAAAAGGUUCUAAUAUACAUUUUUUUUGAGACUAUUUUGCUCUUACUCUGUUUCCCUUUUCGAAGUACACUAAGAUGGCGCUUAGGGACACGGUUUGCUGGUGGACUAGGCAGUGUUAGGUUUACGGUUGGACUCGAUGAUCUUAAAGGUCUUUUCCAACCUAAAUGA
This is a messenger RNA of Gavia stellata (red-throated loon), 4301 nucleotides long. RefSeq names its product lysocardiolipin acyltransferase 1 (gene LCLAT1). Gene Ontology annotation, cellular component: endomembrane system. The record is from RefSeq and is a predicted model, not a curated record. The transcript has 7 exons. Gene Ontology annotation, molecular function: acyltransferase activity. Lineage: Eukaryota; Metazoa; Chordata; Aves; Gaviiformes; Gaviidae. Bases 136 to 1272 code for a protein of 378 amino acids.